Molecule: messenger RNA, 1623 nt
Organism: Penicillium pulvis
Lineage: Eukaryota; Fungi; Ascomycota; Eurotiomycetes; Eurotiales; Aspergillaceae
Exons: 1
Coding region: 1-1623 (540 amino acids)
Source: RefSeq, a predicted model, not a curated record
AUGAAUCGGCUGCAAGGGAUCGAAGAUGAUCAGUCUGCGCUAAGUGUCAACCCUUGGAUGGAAGAGCUGGGAGAGCGAGAGCAAGAAGAGGAAGCACCCGAUGAUGAAGAGGUACAAGAAGAAAAAACUCAAGCGAGUCACCCGAUCCUUCCGCAGAUACGCAGCAUCCCCGGAACUCCUUCCAUGCCUAAGACCCAGACACCCAUAGGUCUGGCGCGAAUAUUCGACAAAGUCGACCGCCAGAUUGAAUUGCUAGAUAAGCAGCUCAAGAAUGUUGACGUUGAGCUCCUGCAGGCACACGAUCUAGUGAUGGCCGUAAGAAGUACGGUCACCAAUCUCAAUAAGCCUGAGGCCAGCGAACUCUUCGAAGUAGAUGCCUUGUCGAAUUAUUUGCGCAUCAGGGAUCAAUUGAAGGAAAUAGCGAAAAGAUUGAGCAUGGUAGUGCACGAUCAUGUAUCCCAGGUUGUUGGCGCCAAGAACACCUAUAAUACAGACUUCAUGUCCAACAGCUCUGAUUCAAGCAAGCCCGAAUCCGCUCCCACAACCUGUGACUCGACGGUUGUCGAACCUGAUAAAUCGGGUUUUCAAGAGGGAUCCAGCUCUUCCAAGCCUGCAUUAAUCGAAAUCAGCAUUCAUAACUCGAAUGUCCACGAGUCCAGGGCCUAUGCCUCAGAUGAUUCUGUUCCACCGCCGCCUCGCGGGCGGCAACCAAACAGGCGACGUUAUUCCAACCCACCGAAACAUAUACGUCGGCUACCACGCGAGCUUGAUGACCAAACACCAAAGUUUGAAUUUCAAACCCGUCGCAAGGUGCAUGAUGCGCCGAGAAUCGGCAAUAACAGCAACAUGGCCUCCGGCAACCUUAGCUUUAGUGACUUGACCAAUUCAUCUGACCUCGAGGAGUGGCCUCCUAGCCCAUAUCUUGCAAGAAAGAGGUCUCUUGUACCGCUGCCUCACCGACGACAACCAACUGGGCGACGUUAUACCAACCCACCGAAAAAUAUACGUCGACUGCCACGCGAACUUGAUGAGCGAAGUCCAAACUUGAAUUUUCAACCCCGUCGUACGGUGCAUGAUGCGCCGGAAAUCGACGAUAGCGGCAGCAUGGCCUCCGGCAGCCUCAUCUAUGAUGACUUCGCCGACUCAUCUGACCUGGAGGACUGGUCUCGCAGCUCAAUCCGUGCCCGAAAGAAAUCUAUCCCAUUCCGGCAGUAUCCCUAUCAUUACUGGGAUAUUCAAUCGGGUUCAGCCGCAAAAUUCAAAAGACAUCGAGCGGCCCUCAGUCACCUUGAAGUGAGUGUUACUGAACUCCGAAACCAUCUGGCAAAAGAGGGGGACCAGAAGCCUCCAGAGGAGCCACGAGUUGUUUUGGUGGAGCCCAAGGACACCCAAGCCUUAGAUCUUCGAGAGAUCUUGCAAGACGAGCAGAGUUCUCUCCUUGACAGGCUUUACAAAGUGCAAACUCAAUUACAGGCUAUGCGGAGCUCAGAAGCGCUCAAGUCUCCAGCAGGGGGUAUUCACGAGGUCGAGAGCAGCAAUAUUAAGUCGAAGCUCUGGACCCGAUGGAAAUCCAAAUUCAUAGACCAUAGCAAGAAGCAAGACUGCCAUGCUAUAGAAAAGUAG